ACAUGAACGUGUUGUUGUGGGAGGAGCUCCACCACGAUGAUCUUCCAGUACGCCAGCUCACACAGCACAUUGCAAGAAUGGCCGGGGACAGUGAGGCAAAUCUGAGGGAUAGUGAGGAGAACACCGAUGUUAUUCGACAACCUUUUCUCAUCGGUGUCUCCGGAGGCACCGCCAGUGGCAAGUCAUCUGUAUGUGAGAAGAUCAUGGAGCUGCUGGGACAGAACAAAAUUGACCACCACCAGCGGCAGGUGGUGAUCCUCAGCCAGGACAGCUUCUACAAGGUGCUGACUCCAGAGCAGAAGGCCAAGGCACAAAAAGGCCAGUUCAACUUUGAUCAUCCAGAUGCCUUUGACAAUGAGUUGAUCCUGCAAACACUCAGACAGAUCCUGCAGGGGAAGACUGUCCAGAUUCCAGUUUACAACUUUGUCACUCAUUCCAGGGAAGAAGAGUUUGUUACGGUUUAUCCGGCUGACGUGGUCCUGUUUGAGGGCAUCCUCAUAUUCUACUCGCAGGAAAUAAGAGAUCUGUUCCAAAUGAAGCUGUUUGUCGACACAGACCCAGACACACGGCUCUCACGCCGAGUUCUAAGAGACAUCAGUGAGCGUGGGAGAGAGCUGGAGCAAGUGCUGAAUCAGUACAUUACUUUUGUGAAACCAGCCUUUGAGGAGUUCUGUUUACCUACAAAGAAGUAUGCAGAUGUGAUUAUUCCACGAGGAGCAGAUAACCUUGUGGCCAUCAAUUUGAUAGUACAGCACAUCCAAGACAUUCUGAAUGGAGGGCUAAGCAAGCGCCAAAACGGCUGUGUAAACGGCAACAGUACUCCACGUCAGCGGCGGACCUCCGAGUCAAGCAGCCGGCCUCAUUGACAUCAUCACACCUCUCUUCCCGGGACGGAGAGGGGUGUGGGGGUUGUGUUGUAAAUAAUGCCUCUUGGCAUCAGUGUAUUUAAGGGGGGGGAAGAGAUGCAAAAAUGAUUGAAAUGCCUUUUAUUAUGACUGCUUGUAGUUCCUUUCAGUGUAAUUGAGCUCGGGCUUUAGAUUUUUGUCAGGAGGGUCAAAGAAGAUCUGUUGUACCUGUGAUGAAACCAAGGGUUAAAGUUGACCUCAUGCAUUUUCCUCCCAGAUUGUUUUAUGUUUUUUUUGUGUGUGUGUAUCCCCUGCUGCUCUAUGGAAAUUCAUGCUGAUAAUGAAUAAAAGAGGGGGAAUGUCUUUUUUUUUUCUCCCCCCCUCUAAAUGUCUGAUAAAACUUGAAACCCUAACGACUGGGAAGUCUGUUAACUGUUUGGGUUGGGUUCCAAACAAAAGGAGGCAGAUUAGAAGAUGACCUGAACAAACCAGGAUUGCACUCAGUAUUUGUACUGACAGUCUCCUGUUAAGUGUUUUAAGUUCCCUCAUUGUGUUGUUUAGUGUAAUGGGCUACACUAGAAGUCUAUUUACUGCCAGAUUUCACCACAUUAUUUAUGCAUGUCUGCAGCAGCAGAAACACUACAUGGUUUCUCAGUACUGAUGAUCACAUGUAGAAUAAUGUGACUGCCAUACCAAUGAAGCCAAAGGCCGCAAGUUUCAGGUGACUACUGUAUGAACUCGGUCCUUUGUUGUGCGUAUUGUUACUUUCUUUUUUUGAUACUUCUCCCCUAUAAUUUAUGGCCUGUGUAU
Molecule: messenger RNA, 1655 nt
Organism: Monopterus albus (swamp eel)
Lineage: Eukaryota; Metazoa; Chordata; Actinopteri; Synbranchiformes; Synbranchidae
Gene: uck2b
Product: uridine-cytidine kinase 2b
Exons: 7
Coding region: 3-866 (287 amino acids)
Molecular function (GO): ATP binding; kinase activity
Source: RefSeq, a predicted model, not a curated record